AUGAGUGAGAUCAAGCAAGAAUCAAAGCAAGAGCAAUCGAAACCUGACAACAUAUCUUUUCAUUUUGCUUUAAGUGUAAACAGGUGGAAAUAUGUUUAUCAGAAGAGGCUGGCUUUGGAAAGGGAAUUAGCUCAGAAUGUCCUAGACUGUAAGGAUAUUAUGGAUCUUAUUCAAGAGGCUGGUUUAAUGAAGACUGUGACUCAGUUUUCAAAGUGCUAUGAGAUGUUGGUAAAGGAAUUUAUUGUUAAUUUGUCUGAAGAAUAUGCUGAUGGCAAGUCUAAGGAAUUUAGGAAAGUGUAUGUGAGAGGCAAGUGUGUAAAUUUCUCUCCUUCAGUGAUCAACAAGUAUUUGGGAAGGCCUGAUGAAGCUCAACCUGAGCUUGAGAAGAGGCUGGAUUUGGAAAGGGAAUUAGCUCAGAAUGUCCAAGACUGUAAGGAUAUUCUGGAUCUUACUCAAGAGGCUGGUUUAAUGAAGACUAUGACUCAGUUUUCAAAGUGCUAUGAGAUGUUGGUAAAGGAAUUUAUUGUUAAUUUGUCUGAAGAAUAUGCUGAUGGCAAGUCUAAGGAAUUCAGGAAAGUGUAUGUGAGAGGCAAGUGUGUAAAUUCCUCUCCUUCAGUGAUCAACAAGUAUUUGGGAAGGCCUGAUGAAGCUCAACCUGAGCUUGAGGUGAUUGACAAUAAAAUCUGUCAAGUCAUUACUGCUAAUCAAGUAAGGAAGUGGCCUCUCAAAGGAAAAUUUGUGGCAAGUAAACUGAGUGUCAAGUAUGCAAUGUUGCACAAGAUUGGAGCUGCUAACUGGGUGCCCACCAAUCAUAAAUCUACAGUUGUUCAUGCAGGAAGCUUCAGUGUGAAGGGUCCUAUAGCCUUUCCUUCUCUCAUAUGUGGUAUUGUUUUGAAUCAGUUUCCAAACAUCAUAACUGAGAAUGAUUCUGUGAAGAAAAGAGACAGCCCUAUGUCUUUCAAUCAUAAGCUGGUCCUAGGUACCCAUGACCCUGACAUUGUCAUGACAUCAGGUGAGACAUCACGUGUAAGCAAUCAGCCAGGUAAAGCUGAUAUCAUUGCAAUGCUCAAAGAAACCCACAAGGAAUUAGAGGCAAGGAAGCUGAACUUGGAAAAAUUGAUUAGCUCUUUGGAGAUGACUGAAGGUGAUGUGCUAGCUGAUGGUGGAGAAUUUGGUGAAGUUGUUGUUGCAGAAGAAGCUGAAAGACAAGGUGAAGAGGGAGAAGCAGAUGCCAGUCCUGAUGAUGGCACAGAUGAUGAUGCUGACUCUGAGUCAGAUGACUAG
Lathyrus oleraceus (garden pea) is the source of this 1284-nucleotide messenger RNA. RefSeq lists its product as uncharacterized. Lineage: Eukaryota; Viridiplantae; Streptophyta; Magnoliopsida; Fabales; Fabaceae. The transcript has 3 exons. Bases 1 to 1284 code for a protein of 427 amino acids. The record is from RefSeq and is a predicted model, not a curated record.